GGUGAAAUGAUAAUAGCGCAAGCUGGCUUUUUAUGAAGAUGAGAUUGCCCAGUCCAAUUUGAAUUUGUCAAGGAAAACUUUCAUUGAGAUGGGACACCCUGAAAAUGGUCCCACAAACAGCUGAUUUAAGUGUUUCCGUAGAUGUCAAAGUCACCCGGUGUAUCGCAUCUUAGAUUGAACUAAGACGAGCGUAACCUAACAACCAUUUCUUUGAAUUGUGAAAAAAUGAACAAAUUUUCAUGUCUAGAUUGCUUUAUAAGAACCUUCAAAAUUAGAGUAAAAUGUAACCUUAUUGUGUUUUCAAGGCGGUUUACCUGCUUUCUUCGUACAUUUUCAGAAAUAUUUGUCGACACUGAAUAACAAUGCAUCAAAUCGGAACGUAUAGUAAUCAAUUUUAGUAUACUGAUGUUGUUAACCUUGCCAUAAAGAGAGAAAGGUUAUAGCAGUUGCGUGAAUGAUUCGAAAUAAGUAUGGCGCCUUACAAUUUUUUCUUUGACAUACUUGACGAUUACCAGAACAAUCGGUUUUGUGAUCUAGAAAUUUGUGGCUUAGAGCCCGAUCCGUCAAAAGAGAAGAAGCCCAUUCGCUGCCACAAACUUGUGAUGUGCUCCGUAAUCCAACAUUGGUGCAAUUUAAUCACCGAAGACACAGAUCGUGUUGAUAUACCAGACAUUGAUCAUGUCCAGCUAAAACAGUUCAUCGAUUCAAUUUAUUACAAAAUCACCAACACGGUUCAUACUUGGGAUGGCUUGAAUCCUAUGAUUGCAAUGUUCUUAGGCAUAGAUAAUGCCAUCCUGAAGGGUGCCAUUGGAUUCGAUCAAAAGGGCGGCGGGAAUAACCUCAAUGGUAAUGCCAUGCCUUUGGAGCAUUUUCAUGAUGCUUUCAAUGAUUCCGGAGCAAACGCGACAUUUCAAGUGGAAAAUGAAGCCGUUAAUAUCCGUGUUAAAGUUGAGGUAAAUCCAAAUUAUGAUAUCUAUGGAGAUGCCAUGGACUUAUUUGAUAGUGAUCAUUCCGCUGAUGAACCCAGCAUUGAUGAUGCCGAAGAUAAUGAUAAACCGAAUUCCGAGAGCAUUACAGCAGUGGACACAAGCCCAACCUUUCAAAAGAGGAAGAAGAGGAAAUGUGUCGAUCGAAAACUAGAAAUCCCACACAAGACCAAAUAUAUUAUUAAAGAGGCUCUUUCGUCUAAAAGGCUUUCUCUGGUGGAGAAGACCUUGCGACUCAAUCAAAAACUGAUGCAAAAACGGCACCAAUUUGAAUCGAUCAAAACCGAUGAAGUGCAAAAUUUGCUGCAAUCGGGAGAGGAUGGGAUAUUGAAAGUGAACGUGACAACUGCUAGGGUCACUGCUUACAACCGACCCGUGGUUUUGAAGUCCUUAACCGUGAUACCUGAUGGAUUCUUUGCUUUGAUUGGCCUACAUCAAACGGAGACAGGUCUUAAGGGCAAAUCUUUAGCCUGGACCACGAAAUCUGUUCCUGAGAUUGAAACGUGCUUUGUCCAAACCAUCGAUGCUUUUCACACAGUUUUAGGUCUUUCUCGGGCAUCAUUGACUAGUGCUAGUUGCUUUUACACCCACAGUGGACUGAAGAAGAGACCCUUUGCUAGUGGUCUGGUUUGUGACUUGUACCGAAAGUUUCUCUACCAAUCCACCAGAAGUGACUUGGAAUUUGAGUUAAACCGUCCGGAGACCGUGCAUGCAUUAUUAGAACCAGAGCCGGUCCGGAAAGAUCUCAAUUUGCCCUUGAAAAACUAUGAAAUCAUAAUGACCUCUGAUCUGGAUGAUUUGGACGACAUCGUCUUGGUGGGCGUCUAUGAACAUGGAGUGGAAGUCCGACAAAUCAAAAUUCCCGAAGGUAGUCCGAAGUUUGCCGCCACGAUUUGUUCGCGAUUACUCACUUUGGUAUGGGUGGGUGGAAAUGAAAAGCGGACCUUUCCGGAGAGCUCAGAGAUCUACAAUGCAUUCAAGAUGAAUACUCGUCUCAGCUACACGGGAAAGACCAUUCAAAAGCUUUUGGCCUCGAAUGAAGAACUACCCCGGCCUCUGCCAUUCGUCACGUGCGAUAUUUGUGGCAAAAGUUUCCAGGAAAACAUCUACAUGAACAAUUUGAUCAUGCACAAACGCAAUCAUGUCAUUGACGACUUUAGUUGCGACUGCGAUAUUCUAAUUCGAUCAUUCACUGAGAAGAAAAGACAUUAUAAAGAAUGCCACCACUUGACUCGCACCACAAAGCACCCUAAAAUGGAUAAAAAGGCGAUUGCUCCCAAAUCAAACGUCACACCCACAGUCCGUGACCGUCCACGAGUGUGUGAUAUCUGCGGGAAAGUGUUUCCCACCCAUACAACCUUGAAAUCGCACAUGGAGCGAACUCACGCCAAUCUCCAUUGCCAAGAGUGCAAAGAACAUUUCGGAACCAUUUUGUCAUUCAAAAAGCAUUGGAAGAGUCGUCAUCCAGACUUGGAGAUAAAACUCCCCUCACAUUGGAUCGCAUGCGAUCAAUGUGAUGCCGCAUUCCCGCGCCAAAUCGACUUAACCAAGCAUUGGACACUCCAUCACGGCCCGACGGAGAUGCAGCCUUUCCAGUGUGGUCUUUGUCAGAAGGGAUUCUGUGACAAGUCCAAGUUGCGGUAUCACGUCAUUCAUAACCACAUAAAAAACCGCCCAUAUGAGUGCCGGAGUGAAGGUUGCAAAGUCGCCUUCAACUUCAAUGGCAACCUGUACGUUCAUGAGAAGAGGGUUCAUGGCCAGGCCUUUGGCAAGACCCAGUCCUUGGUCUCAGUCCUUCCGGAUUCAAAGCUACUUGACAUCGGUUGUAAACUGAACCCACCUGUCCGAAUUCGAAAGCCAUUCGUACGAUGAUGGCUUUUUUCCGUCUCAGAUGUCAAAAUGUGUCUAUGUAAGCUUAUUUUUAUGUGAAAUAAGUACUACUUUUUCAAUCGA
Molecule: messenger RNA, 2939 nt
Organism: Tigriopus californicus
Lineage: Eukaryota; Metazoa; Arthropoda; Copepoda; Harpacticoida; Harpacticidae
Exons: 2
Coding region: 471-2858 (795 amino acids)
Biological process (GO): regulation of transcription by RNA polymerase II
Cellular component (GO): nucleus
Molecular function (GO): DNA-binding transcription factor activity, RNA polymerase II-specific; RNA polymerase II transcription regulatory region sequence-specific DNA binding
Source: RefSeq, a predicted model, not a curated record